AUGGCGUACUUACUAUUGUAUAUCGACGAUAUUGUAGUGACUGCCUCUGAUUCGACUCUUCUAACGUCGAUUAUUACUAUGCUAUCUCGUGAGUUUGCUAUGACGGACUUAGGUCUGUUGCACUACUUUUUGGGGAUCACUGUUACGAGGGACUCUACCGGGUUCUUGUCCCAAUCGCAAUACGCUCGGGACGUUCUACACCGAGCAAACAUGACCGGGUGUAAAUCUUGCGCCACUCCAUACGACAGGGGAUCAAAAUUAGGCGCUAAUGAUGGGGCUCUUCUUGACGAUGGCACUCUCUACCGUAGAUUAGCGGGUGCUCUUCAGUAUCUAACAUUUACAAGACCUGACAUCACUUACGCGGUACAGCAGAUUUGUUUAUUUAUGCAUGCCCCACAGGAGCCACGCUUUGCCUUCCUUAAGCGGAUACUUCGUUACCUCCAGGGCACUAUUGGUUUCGGCCUACACUUAUCGGCCUCCUCCACAUCCUCUCUUACUGCAUAUUCGGAUGCGGAUUGGGGGGGGGGGCUGCCUUGA
Messenger RNA from Helianthus annuus (common sunflower), 537 nucleotides. RefSeq lists its product as uncharacterized. The transcript has a single exon. The coding region runs from base 1 to 537 and encodes 178 amino acids. NCBI's taxonomy places the organism in Eukaryota, Viridiplantae, Streptophyta, Magnoliopsida, Asterales, Asteraceae. The record is from RefSeq and is a predicted model, not a curated record.